AUGCAUCUCAUCACUGACUUGAAGCAACGGGGAUCAGAGGUUGUGCCUGUGCAAGGCAUGGCUGCUUUGUGCCACAUGCAAUGGUGGAUUUUCACAAGGGAGAAAGCACUUAGACAGAUGAAUAUGGACUAUGCAUUGUGUGAGGCAUUAAAGCACAACACCGAUGGUAUUUGGCAUGCAUUGACAUUCUAUGAUGUCAACUGCCAGUACCAUAAGUAUCUUAAGAACCGUAUUGCUGAGAGUUCUUUUUUGGACAUUCCAGAGCAGCUGGAAAUCAUACUAGGAAUUGGCCUUUGGCAUGUUCAUGGCCAUCAGGACAGCUGCUAUGUGCGCUACGCCUCAAGCUUUAUCAAGGGCGCCACAUGUAUUGACGGUGAGAUCAUGGAGUUUUCUUCGGCGUGUGGAAUAGGGAUGCUGCACCACAAGGAGUGCUUGGAUUAUCAAAUGAAUGAUUGUAACUUCAUGAAAAUGAUUAGGAUGAGUAAAGCCAUUUGCCACAAAUUCAGACAAGUGGUAAAAGGUGUUGCCGAAAGCACCGCCACCUUUGAGAAGCUUAAUGAUAGCACCGAUGCCAUCAAAGUUCAGCAUUGGGAGGAACAAGAGAGACUUGCACAAGAACACACCAACAAGAAAACAAAAUUAACUGCAGUUGUUAGUACAAGAGGAGCAGCAACAUGGCUGGCGGAGGGCAUAUCAAUUGAGGAGGCACAGGUGACACUCCAGAUAGAUGUCAGAAAAUUGGGGAGGUAUCCCACCAAACAUCAGCAGUUAGAGAUUGCACACCGUCAUGAGAGACUACAAGGAAAAAUUGAUUGUUGGGAGGCUAUUGGUCUUAGAUUUCUCGGCAAUGGAAUUGGUGAUGGUGAUGUUCAAACUUUGGAACAGGAGUUUCUUAUUCUAGAAGAUGACGAAGAUGAAUACAUCAUGGAUGAAUUUGGACUCUUUGAGCCAGAAAAGAUAUUCAUAUCCAUGUCAUCCAAUCUAGGUGUAGAGAAAUGCACUGACAUUGGCACUGCCGACCUCAUUCAACAGGAACUUACUCUUGGGAGGGACAGGCGAAUGAUGCCCUUCACAACAUCUGAGUGCAUCUUGCAGACAAGGCAGUCAUUUUCCGCACCUCUGUCAGAGCAGCAAAAUCACAGGCCAAGUCUACUAGAGCUUGGGUGCAAGUUCAUUCAGUGGACAGGAUUUAAACUCAGCGCCGACAAUACAUUGCUCGAGAGAUAUUGUCCAUUGGCCAAGGAGCAUCUGAAGGUUAGCACAGCUGUGGCAGAUCCAAAUGCAAGAGGACAGAGAAUCAACACCUUGGCACGGUUUUGGUCUAUGGAUGUGGAAAGGGAUUCCAACAGCAGUGACUGGUUGAAUGAAUUUUACCAUGUACAUUGGCUGCAUGCAAAGGCCAUGAUGGAUCAUUGGAAGGAGGAGCUCCUGCUUGUGCAGUAUGAGAUGAAUUGGACAUGCAAGUUCUUUCUGCACAAAGCAGAGCAAUGGAUCCAUUUGUCUAUCGCUGCCCAGGAUAAGCAAUCCUUGGGACAUAUUGCCUAUGUGGCAUGGCAGAGGAAAAUGUAUCAGGCGCCUAUAUGA
This is a messenger RNA of Suillus fuscotomentosus, 1584 nucleotides long. RefSeq lists its product as uncharacterized. The transcript is spliced from 7 exons. Bases 1 to 1584 code for a protein of 527 amino acids. The record is from RefSeq and is a predicted model, not a curated record. NCBI's taxonomy places the organism in Eukaryota, Fungi, Basidiomycota, Agaricomycetes, Boletales, Suillaceae.